This is a messenger RNA of Ogataea parapolymorpha DL-1, 1137 nucleotides long. RefSeq names its product adenosine deaminase. The record is from RefSeq and is a predicted model, not a curated record. Gene Ontology annotation, biological process: adenine catabolic process; hypoxanthine salvage. Lineage: Eukaryota; Fungi; Ascomycota; Pichiomycetes; Pichiales; Pichiaceae. Gene Ontology annotation, molecular function: adenine deaminase activity. The transcript has a single exon. The coding region runs from base 1 to 1137 and encodes 378 amino acids. Gene Ontology annotation, cellular component: cytosol.
AUGGAUAUCACAACUUUUGUGAGCGAGCUGCCCAAAUGCGAGCUGCACCUUCAUAUAGAGGGCACGCUAACGGCUGAACGGCGCUGGUUAUGUGCACAAGCAAAUGGGAUUGAGAUUCCUGGGGUGAAGUCUUUAGAAGAGCUUAAAAGCCAAUAUUUAACCGAAUAUCUUUAUGAAGAGGGUCAAGAUGCCACCAAAUACUUGCAGGAGUUUUUGGAGGUAUACUAUGCCUCCAUGAAUGUCCUGCUCACAGAGGACGAUUUCUACCAUUUGGCUUUGGACUACAUCAAAGUUGCGCAAUCUCAGAAUAUCAGAUAUUUAGAGGCAUUUUUUGAUCCCCAGGCUCAUACUUCUCGCGGAGUUGAUUUUGAUACCGUGAUGAGUGGCCUUCUGAAAGCUCAAAGAAUGGCUCCAAUGUACGAUGUUCAAAUUCAUUGGAUAAUGUGCAUUUUGAGAGACAUGUCAGCUGAAAGUGCUCUUGAGACGAUCCGCCAGGCAGAACCUUACAAAGAUAAAAUAAUAGCUCUGGGUCUGGAUUCCGAUGAGUACAACAAUCCGCCAGGUAAAUUUCAGGAAACAUUCUUGAUGGCACGCAAAUAUGCGUGGAAGAUUACUGCCCAUUGCGACGUUGGUCAAAAAAAUUCACAUGAUCAUAUCGAGUACGUAGUGACUGAGCUGGGAGGGAAAAGAGGCAAGCCAGCUACACAUGAAAUUGUGAACCCAGAGCAUUAUUUACUUCCCCAACUUGAGAGUGGCGCAGAUAGAAUAGACCAUGGGUUGAAUGCUGCUGACAAGUCCGAAUUGUUGGAGCUGGUGAAAAAAGCCAAUAUAGGACUCACACUAUGUCCUAUGGGCUACCAAAAACAUUUGGGACCACAAAAUGUAUUCCCAAAAGUUAUCAAACUCCAUCGCUAUGGAAUUCCGAUCACAUUGAAUAGUGAUGACCCCGCAUAUCUUGUUUACUCAAAGACGGGAACAAUUUUAGGUGUUGCAGAAGGGUGCCAUUUCACAUUCAAAGAUAUCUACGACUUUGAAAAAAAUGCUAUAAAAAUGGCUUGGACGCCUGACGUCGACUUCAAACGCAACUUCCUUCUCGAACUAGAUCGCGUAUAUUCAAAGUAUUGUACGCAUAACUAA